Trichoplusia ni (cabbage looper) is the source of this 1171-nucleotide messenger RNA. Its product is annotated as Ig-like V-type domain-containing protein FAM187A. The transcript has 5 exons. The coding region runs from base 83 to 766 and encodes 227 amino acids. Lineage: Eukaryota; Metazoa; Arthropoda; Insecta; Lepidoptera; Noctuidae. The record is from RefSeq and is a predicted model, not a curated record.
UAAUCAAAAUUAGACUGUAACACGUUAAACUGUCCAGUCUCCGAAGUCGCUGGUGUUCAGUGACGUGGUGGAACACGAGCGCAUGGUGGAGAAGGACGGCAACAUGACGAUCUACAACGUGAUGCCGGAGGACGGCGGCGUGUUCCAGUGCGAGCUGGGCGGCAGCAACAGCAGCCUCAUCAUACUGGAGGUGGUCGACAUCGAGGAGCCCUACAGAGUGGUGAAAGGUCCAGAGUCCCGAGGCCCGCACGCUUCUCCCCCCGAGGUGUACAAAGGCGUCGAAUCGUUCAGCAUGUGGUCCCCGUGGACAGAGUGCAGCGUGUGCGGUGAGAUCGGCAGGAAGCGACGCUACGGCAUGUGCUAUGUCAAGCUGGACCCCAAGAUGAUGGAGAAUCACACAAGAAAGACAGUCGAAAUCGAAGACUUUGUUAAAUUAGACGACAAUGACAUCGGUUUGUUUAAGAUCUUUCCUGACGGCAUACCAUGCCGGUCGCAGUACCUGCCGCCGCCAAUUAAACUAAUGAACAUCGGCCAGCAGAGACCCAGCGAGAUCAUGAUCGCCAUGUGCAAGGUAAGUUGCCAGGACAUUUCCUUGGCAAGAGUACCAAGCCGGGACAACAAGACAAUGCGAACUGAUGCAGUCCUACUAUACUCGCUCAACGAAGUGCUGCCGAAACAACCGCCUCUUGCCGCCCGGGACACUAUUUACGCUGAUUUCGGACGCCCGAUCACUAUAAGAUGCCCCGGGUAUGGCUGUUUUACUUAAAGUUAUGGGAAGAAAAAUGGUACGAAGUCAAUUUGACUAUAGGAUAUUUUUCCGACCUGGGUGUGAUUAUUUCCAGUUCAAAAUUAACGAUAAUGGUGUGGGGUUUUUUGCCCUAUCAAUAUGGGUUAUAACUGAAAGUUAGUAUGAAAAGAACUAACAAAAACAGACAAAAAUGCAAAGACGGCAAAUUUGUAGGCACAAAGUUAUCCUGUGUCAGAAAGUUUAUUUAUCAUUACGCGGAACUAUUUUGUCCAAUUUUCAAGAUGAAUUAUCCUUGACCCCAUAUAAUCAAAUAAGGUUUGCCAUCCCAUCCCAAACAAUCCAUAUGCACAUUGGACUCGGAUAAGUGCAAGGUCAAUGAACUAUUCGAUUAUCCGGAUUCCGGUUAGGUGUGAAACUAUUUGA